AUGCUCCUGAAAAUGAAGAGAUAUGUCCGGCUUGGUUUCGUGUCCACACUGCGAUCGUCUCUACAGCCAUCAUUCGCUAUACAGCUUCACAUAUCGAAGUGCAAAGAGAAUCCCGGAGCUAUCCGACGAUUUUCUAUGGUUCUGAAGAAGAACACGAGUGCAAAGAACGUAAGGCCAAGGACCCGAUCGAUGUCACGACCUGCUGGAGACUCAUUCCGUUUGUGCUAUGUAUGUGGACAACGAUUCGAUGAAAGGAAUAUCGCUUCACAUGAGCAAAAAUGUAUAAAAGACUGGUCCCAAACGUGCGACCGCCUGACGACGCGUUUCGAGUCUCGCACUCCGAUGCCACUACUGAUACCAUCAGUGGAUGGUACGAGCGAUGCCCGUCGACUGAACGAACAUGCAACUGCACAGGCAACAAAAGCACAGACGUUACGGUGCCGCCGUUGUAACACCAAAGUACCACUCAGCGCUGCUGAGCAGCACCGUUGCACUCGUUUCGAGCCGCCAGUGGAAUUCUUUUUCUAG
This is a messenger RNA of Ostertagia ostertagi, 528 nucleotides long. The record is from the annotation of a GenBank genome assembly. Lineage: Eukaryota; Metazoa; Nematoda; Chromadorea; Rhabditida; Trichostrongylidae.